AUGCGAAAGAAAGCAACUGUAAACAUUCGAAACACUGAUGAAAAAUGUUUUCUUUGGUGUGUACUCAGAUAUCUUCAUCCAAGAGAGAAGAAUGAUAUAAGAUUAACAGACUUGAAGCAAUAUGAAAAUGAACUUAAUACUAAAGGAAUGAACUUUCCAGUUAAAUUAAAAGACAUCAAAUUUGAAACUCAAAAUCCAACAAUACCAGGGAUAAACGUGUUUUUGGUUAAUGAGAAUAAUAAGUUUUAUCCUCUGAGAAUGGCCAAACGAGACCCCCAAAAUACAAUUGACCUGUUCCUUUACGAAGAGGAUGGAAAAUGCCAUUAUUCACUUAUUAAAAACUUUUCAAGUCUCUUCAGAUCGCAAAUAGCAUCGCCAACAAAUGGACAAAUUUAUAUUUGCAAGAAAUGUUUUACUCACUUCUCAAAAGGGGAAUUAUUUCAAAAACAUAUUGAAUAUUGUUCAUCCAAUGAAAUAGUUGCCGUGAAAAUGCCACCAAGAAACUCAAAAUUAUGUUUUAAUAAUUACCACAAACAACUUCCAAUUCCUUUUGUAGUUUAUGCCGAUUUUGAAUGUUUUACUAAACCGAAAUGCACUUGUUGUCCAAAUCCAGAGGAUUCUUAUAAUUACAAUUAUCAGAAACAUGAGCCAUCAGGAUUUUGUCUUUAUAUCAAAGGAUUAGAUGCUGAAAUAACAUUUAAACCAAUUCUUUAUACAAAAACCAAUAGUGCUGAUGACAUUCCUGCGAUAUUUGUUUCUAAACUUGCAAAAGUAACAAAUAAGAGAUACCAAGAUUUUUAUUGUCGUCCAAUACCUCUUAAAUUAACACCCGCCGAACAAGAAUCAAGCGGAAACCUGUCAUAUUUGUAAAAAAGAAUUAUUAACUGAUAAAGUUCGAGAUCAUUGUCAUUUUACUGGUAAGUAUCAUGGAGCUGCACAUAAUAGUUGCAACUUGCAAUGUCUGAAGCCAAUGAUUCUUCCAGUGGUGUUUCACAAUCUUCAAGGGUAUGAUGCACAUUUGUUUUUUUAAACAGUUGUCUCGUUUGCCAGGUGACCUCUCCUGUAUUCCUUCGACAGAAGAAAAAUAUAUUUCGUUUUCCAAAAAGAUAAAAGUUGAUGAGUACAUAUCUCGUCGCACUGGAGAAACAGUUUCAGUGAAUUUUGAAAUAAGAUUUAUUGACUCUUAUAAGUUUCUUCAAACAUCUCUUGCCAAUCUUGUUAGAAAUUUACAACCAGAUGAUUUUCACAACACAAAGGCUAUAUACACUCAAAACAUAGAAUUGUUAACUCGUAAAGGAGUUUAUCCAUAUGAUUAUGUUUCAUCAAUUGAGACUAUUCUAAACUAAAUGAUGAAGACAUAACUGAUGCUGAUUACCAACACGCACUCAAUGUCUGGAAUACUUUUAAUUGUAAAACUAUUAGUGAUUAUCAUGACCUCUAUCUAAAGACUGAUGUCCUCUUGCUGGCAGAUGUACUUGAGAAUUUUCGAAAAACUUGUUUCCGCCAUUACAAUUUAGAUCCCGCGCAUUACUAUACAUCUCCUGGGCUAGCCUGGGAUGCAUGCCUCAAAGAAACAGGCCACGAAUUACAACCGUUGCAUGAUUAUGACAUGCUGAUGAUGUUUGAGCGCGGUAUUCGCGGAGGAAUAACUCACAUUGCAAAGACAUAUGCAGCGGCAAAUAACAAAUACAUGACUAAUUAUGACCCUAGUAAACCGUCUACUUAUAUUCAAUACCUUGAUGCUAAUAAUCUCUAUGGUUGCGCAAUGUCGCAACCACUUCCUACACAUGGGUUUAAAUGGCUAAAAGAUUUAACUAUAGGUUGUGUAAUUAAUUUGUUAGAGCGCCUAAAGACAAAUAAGGUGUAUAUAUUUGAGGUUGACUUGGAAUAUCCUCGUAAACUGUGGGAGCCACAUAAUGACUAUCCUCUUGCGCCAGAGAAGACUCUCGUAAAUGGAGUAGAAAAACUAACUGGCUCUUUUAAACCCCGAAAAAAACUAUGUAGUACAUUAUCACAAUCUCAGAAUGUAUCUUGAGAUGGGAAUGAGAUUAACUGCUGUUCACAGAGGAAUAUCAUUUUACCAAUCUCCAUGGAUGGCGUCUUAUAUUUCAAAAAAUACAGAACUUAGAAAGACUGCAGCAAACAGUUUCGAGAAAGACUUUUUCAAACUAAUGAAUAAUUCAGUGUUUGGCAAAACAAUAGAAAACAUUCGAAAGAGACAAAAUAUAAUACUAGUAGAUAACCGAAAGAAAGCCUCACAACUGUCAACAAAACCAAACUUUGAUCGAGCAACAAUAUUUGAUCGUAAUCUUAUUGCUGUUCAUAUGAAGAAAACUGAAGUGUAUUUUAACAAACCGAUAUAUGUCGGACAAGCAAUACUGGAUCUGUCGAAAACACUAAUGUUUGAUUUUCAUUAUGAUUACAUUCGAGAGAAAUAUAAUGAUGCAGCAGAGUUGUUGUUUACAGAUACAGAUAGCUUGUUGUAUUUAAUUCAUACGGAUGAUUUUUACAAAGAUAUAUCUAAGGAUAUUAAGCGCAAGUUUGACACAUCUGAUUAUCCUGAGAGCCACCCAUCUGGCAUACUAACACGAGUAAAUAAGAAAGUAAUAGGUAUGUUUAAAGAUGAAGUAGCUGGCCGUCAGAUUGCUCAUUUUGUUGGGUUGAGACCAAAGCUUUAUAGUUUCAAAGUUGAAGACGGGAGAUUAACCAAAAAGUGUAAAGGGGUACAGAAAAAUGUUGUCAAACGUGAAAUCUCAUUUGAAGACUAUGUCCAGUGUUUGUUUUCUGGUGAAAAAAAAGAUGAAGUCGAUGAAUAUUAUUAG
Molecule: messenger RNA, 2822 nt
Organism: Porites lobata
Lineage: Eukaryota; Metazoa; Cnidaria; Anthozoa; Scleractinia; Poritidae
Source: the annotation of a GenBank genome assembly